Armigeres subalbatus is the source of this 504-nucleotide messenger RNA. RefSeq lists its product as uncharacterized. The record is from RefSeq and is a predicted model, not a curated record. NCBI's taxonomy places the organism in Eukaryota, Metazoa, Arthropoda, Insecta, Diptera, Culicidae. The coding region runs from base 1 to 504 and encodes 167 amino acids. The transcript has a single exon.
AUGCAAGAUUGCAAUCCCGUCAAGACUCCAAUGGAGAAGGGCUGUCUCCUACCGGCGCGAUCUGUGAAUCCUGUGUCGCAUCCGUACCGUGAGUUGCUGGGCAGCCUUAUGUACACAAUGUUGUGUGUCCGACCCGACAUAUGCUAUGCGGUUGGAUACCUGGGGCGCUUCCAAAAUCAACCUGGUGAAACUGACUGGCAAGCGCUGAAGAGAGUAGUUCGGUACAUGAAGGAUACGAAGAACCUCAAACUUCAGUACAAGCAGCACAACGACGCUGAGGCACUAGUCGGAUACGCAGACGCCGACUGGGCGUCGGACACUGAAGAUAUAAAAUCUGUUAGCGGCUACAUUUUCAAGGUUUAUGGUAACACCGUGUCCUGGGCUAGCCGCAAGCAACAAACCGUUGCGCUAUCGUCGUGCGAAGCAGAGUAUGCAGCCUUGAGUGCCUCGGCUUCCGAAGGGCUGUGGCUGCACGGAAUCCUCCAGGACCUCAAACAAGUCUAA